AUGGAGCCCCAGAAUAGCGAUAGGAGAGAGCCCCGAAGACGGCCGACAUACACCAUCCGCCGUAUCAAACCGUCAGACUUCUCCGAAGUAGCAGCUAUUUUAGCAAAAUCAAUGAAGGAUGACGACCUGUACACGGCAGUAUUUCCGAGAAGGGAAGAACACUAUGAUAUUUCCCUGGACGGCUUUCUCCGGCUCACAAAGGAGAGAUAUUGGACUCCUGGUUGUGUGAUGUAUGUUGCGGUCACUGCUCCAGACGGGGAUAACUGCAGCCACAUUGAAAAGAUUGUUGGACACGCGAGUUGGAAGCGUACUGGGACAAGCCCUGCCGCGCAAAUAUGGACUUCUGAAAACGAAGGGGGCUGGAAUGGAUUACAGCUUUCUCUCUGCAGGACGCAGGACAGCCUCGCCCGAUAUUUUCAGCCGAACAAGACCAUCGUCGAAAAACCUCCUCCUUCCCCUCAAUUUGAUGAUAACUUCCCGUCUUCCAUAUUUCCAGAGUUGUGGUACUUGGCUACCCUUGCGGUUGACCCGGAAUAUCGAGGACAAGGAAUAGACAAAUUAUUAGCACAACGCGGUAUCCAUCACGCCGUCGAAGAGAAUGUUCCUCUUGGGUUAGAGUCAAGCGCCAGAGGUCGAAAGCUAUACGACAAGAUGGGGUUCAAGCUAUUCAAAACGACGGUUAUCGGAGAGAUGGCAGUUCCUGUGAUGGUCUGGGAGCCUCCGAGACCAAGUGUUGAAACCGAAAAAGCGAGAGAGUGGCAGGGUAUGAAUGGAACUACACAGAUUUAUACCAGAUACCCCUGA
Arthroderma uncinatum is the source of this 804-nucleotide messenger RNA. RefSeq lists its product as uncharacterized. The record is from RefSeq and is a predicted model, not a curated record. Gene Ontology annotation, molecular function: acyltransferase activity, transferring groups other than amino-acyl groups. NCBI's taxonomy places the organism in Eukaryota, Fungi, Ascomycota, Eurotiomycetes, Onygenales, Arthrodermataceae. The coding region runs from base 1 to 804 and encodes 267 amino acids. The transcript is spliced from 2 exons.